AUGCUUGAGGAAGGACAUGUGGGCUCCUGGCCGUGCACCUGGACCACUUCCAGAAAGAACAGUUUGGGCUGGGUCUGGCUGACCGUGGUGGCAAUGAUGAAGCAUGCCUGGGAUAAUUAUAAGCAAUACGCAUGGGGAUUAAACGAACUGAAACCCAUAUCUAAGCAAGGACAUUCAAGCAAUUUAUUUGGUAACAUUCAAGGAGCAACAAUAGUGGAUGCCCUUGAUACACUAUACAUCAUGGAAAUGAAGGAGGAAUUCAAGGAAGCCAAGGAGUGGGUUGAAAAAAACUUAGAUUUCAAUGUGAAUGCUGAGAUUUCGGUAUUUGAAGUCAACAUCCGUUUUGUUGGUGGACUACUUUCAGCUUAUUAUCUUUCAGGAGAAGAGUCCCUAUUGCCUGUCAUGGUUUCUGGAGAGGAUGAAGAAGCUAUUUUGUCUAAGAGCUUUGACUACUGCAGUUAUUUCUGGAACAUCCAAGAAGCCAGAGAUCAG
This is a messenger RNA of Pterocles gutturalis (yellow-throated sandgrouse), 492 nucleotides long. RefSeq names its product mannosyl-oligosaccharide 1,2-alpha-mannosidase IA-like. The record is from RefSeq and is a predicted model, not a curated record. The annotation marks the transcript as partial. Lineage: Eukaryota; Metazoa; Chordata; Aves; Pterocliformes; Pteroclidae. Gene Ontology annotation, cellular component: Golgi membrane; endoplasmic reticulum; extracellular exosome. Gene Ontology annotation, biological process: carbohydrate metabolic process; N-glycan processing. Gene Ontology annotation, molecular function: mannosyl-oligosaccharide 1,2-alpha-mannosidase activity; calcium ion binding. The transcript has 5 exons.